This is a messenger RNA of Ornithodoros turicata, 1048 nucleotides long. RefSeq lists its product as uncharacterized. The record is from RefSeq and is a predicted model, not a curated record. The coding region runs from base 157 to 954 and encodes 265 amino acids. The transcript has 4 exons. NCBI's taxonomy places the organism in Eukaryota, Metazoa, Arthropoda, Arachnida, Ixodida, Argasidae.
UCCGCCAUCUUUCGCGCGCUGCGGUUUCAACGGUGUUCGUUGGGAACGGUUCGGUUUCGAAACAUUGUGUGUGAGACCUCCUAGUCAACAUUCGUCUUACUUGGUGAACACUACAUGCUUUAGCACCAGUGCUCCUAGGUGUCUGUUGCCGUGUAAAUGUUCGGACUGCCGGCGAUUUGCUGUGCAAGUUCACUUUUGUGCCCCAUAUCUUGUACCAUGGCAACACAAAACCAGAUUCCAGAAGAACUCGACUACGGUAUCUCGACGACCUCUCGUCUGCUGGUGAUGGGAACGCUUGUUCUGUUCAUCAUCGGCGGCGUGCUGGCUGUCGUUGGUAUAGGUUACAACAGUCAGCAAAAGAUGUACGGAGGCAUCGUGAUAAUCGUCAUCGGCGUUAGCAUGUACACUCUUACCAUCAUGUUCACUAGCAUCCGAGGACCACCGACUGGUUUUGAGCUCAAAGGCUUCGAAGCUGUCGCCAAAGUCAAGCCAGCUACUUUUCGCCCAGCCCUACUAUCUCGGUUGUUUUACCUCAUCGCUGCCAUCCUCUUCUCCUCCGGCUGCGUCCUGGUGAUCAUCGGCUUCAAUCGGGGAGUCUAUUACCUCUGGAUACCUGGUUACGCCAUGUCCUUGUUUGGUUUCCUGGCGUACACGCUCACCAUCAUGUACGGCCCCAUGAACGUCAAGCCUGGAGCUAUGGUCGUCGCGUUUCCCGACGACAAUCUCAACCGCGUGAUUGCAGGAGAGCUCGAAGACGCAGUGGGACCUCGGAUGGGUAUUAUCACACCUGGCGAAAACGGUGCCUCAUUUGCCCCAACCUUGAUAGGGUAUGAGCCACUAACUCCUCGGGGUAGACAAGCCUACCUUCCCGAACAAGGAAUAGAUGUCGUUCCAAUGGCCAACGUUGCUAGACCGGCAGGUCGUAAUGUGUUACCCUACCCAGUGAGACAAUGAGUUGGCGUAGUGUGAUUAGUCCGAUGCUCAAUAUUGUACAUAUCACAUAUCACUCUGAUCGUUUGAAUGGAAGUAUAGUAAUUUUUUCACUCUG